CCAAUGAGCAUUUGCUUUUUGUUCACAAAACCCAACACUUCCUUUUUAAAUCAAACCCUCCGUCUCCCUUCGAAGAUCAGGUUCAUCCUUCGUCUUCCUCCACGCCGGAAUCUGCAGAGAGAGAGAGAGAGAGAGAGAGAGAGAGAGAGAUGAAGAACGGAGGGAACAACAACACGAAGCUCAUUCUUCUUCAUCCCUACAUACAGAAACAGACUAGCACGAAUCGGCUAUGGCUUCUGGCCUUCGUCUCCUUCUUCACUAUCGCAUUCCUCCUCACCUUACUCUACACCAGAGACUCCUUCCUCUCCAAACCCUCCGCCAUUUCCUCCGUCGCCGCCGUCACAUCCGCCGGAGCCGCCGCAACCACCGGUAUCCCCCAGCUCCCGACGAGCGUAAUCAACGCUCUGCUUCACUACGCGUCGAGAUCCAACGACAGCUUCCACAUGUCCUACGGAGAGAUGAAAUCCAUCUCCGACGUGCUCCGCCGCUGCGCUCCGCCGUGCAAUCUCCUCGUCUUCGGCCUCACCCACGAGACCCUUCUCUGGAAAUCUCUCAACCACAACGGCCGUACGGUCUUCGUCGAGGAGAACCGCUAUUACGCUGCGUACUUCGAGGAGCUUCACCCGGAGAUCGACGUGUUCGAUGUCCAGUACACGACAAAGGCCACGGAGGCGCGUGAGCUCGUCUCGGCGGCGAAAGAGGCGGCGCGUAACGAGUGCCGACCGGUUCAGAACCUCCUCUUCUCCGAUUGCAAGCUGGGUCUCAACGACUUGCCGAACCACGUGUACGAUGUUGACUGGGACGUGAUCUUCGUCGACGGGCCACGUGGCAACGGACACGACGGACCUGGUCGGAUGUCGUCGAUUUUCACGGCGGCGGUGCUUUCCCGGAGCAAAAAAGGCGGGAACCCGAAGACCCAUGUCUUCGUCCACGACUAUUACAGGGACGUCGAGAGGCUUUGCGGCGUCGAGUUCCUUUGCCGGGAGAAUCUCGUGGAAUCUAACGAUAUGCUUGCGCACUACGUGCUGGAUAGGAUGGACAAAAACAGCACGCAGUUCUGUCGCGGAAACAAAAAACGUUCCAGUUCUUCUUCGCCUAAAUAAGAAAGCUUCCUUUUGUCUUUUCCUUAAAUAAACAAUCAAGUCGGUAGGGUGUUUUUUCUAUGUAUGUAAUAGUUGAUGACGAGCGAUGACGCAGCAAUGCUCUUUCACACGAGUUUGUAAAAAAUAACUUUUUCUUCUUCUUCAAAAUGUUAUUGUAAUUUUGGAUUUCAUGGGAAAAUAUAUAUAUUUUUAAUAUCA
Messenger RNA from Tarenaya hassleriana, 1301 nucleotides. Its product is annotated as protein IRX15-LIKE. Gene Ontology annotation, biological process: xylan biosynthetic process. The record is from RefSeq and is a predicted model, not a curated record. The transcript has a single exon. Bases 150 to 1103 code for a protein of 317 amino acids. Lineage: Eukaryota; Viridiplantae; Streptophyta; Magnoliopsida; Brassicales; Cleomaceae.